ACUUUACUACCAUGCUGUACUCCGGCUCCGAAGCAUGUCGUAAUCCCUCUGUCCCUCUGUCCGUCUCUCUCCUUCCUCCCUGUUCUCCAACAUUGGGAAGCAUCUAAAAUAAGGAGGAAGAAGAAGAAGAUAAGAGUUCCAUCAGAGCAGGAGGGUACGCCUGGUCCCGAAUCGUUUUCACUUGCUCCUCACUCCCCUGCUCAGAAAAGCCCUGCUCACUUGCUUCUCUCUCUGUCAUGCCGUCAUGAACUCUUCACCUUCCUCCUUUCUCUUUUUCUGAAGCAGAAUAAGAUGGCCUUUCGGUGUUAAUUGUACGAAGCCCGUUUAAAAUAGCCGAAGCCGAAAAGCAUGGCUUUUGGGGACGACGAUGAUCUGCCUAACGAGGCGGUACAAAUAAGGAGGGCCGACCAUUCAAAGCAGAGCAUCGGCUCACCCAACGUCACCAAGACCAGCCUGGCCUCCAUCGAGUCCUUGACCAUGCCUCUUAUGCAGGAGGUGGUUCUGUCAGCUGAUAUACGAUGUGUAGAGUGCCAAAAGCGAGUUGCCGAUGUUAUGUCUCGCAUGACUGAAACAGAGUCCGUCGUGGUGAAUGUGCUGGAGAAGAAGGUGACCCUCUCCUGUAAAUAUCCCAACAACCAAAAUGGCGUCAACGGUCCCCGACGGCCGCAGGUCCCCGUCGUUUACCGAAACCCUCUCAGGCUCAACAAGGUCGCCACGAUCAAACGGCUCUUUCGUUUCUCCUCCAGCUGAAUGUACAGAUCGAGAUCAUUGGUCACCAUGUCCUGAGUUGUCGAAUUAAACACAGAUGCAUGAAUCACAGGGUCAAUUUUGUUUGAGA
Syzygium oleosum is the source of this 838-nucleotide messenger RNA. RefSeq lists its product as uncharacterized. The transcript has 3 exons. Lineage: Eukaryota; Viridiplantae; Streptophyta; Magnoliopsida; Myrtales; Myrtaceae. Bases 349 to 750 code for a protein of 133 amino acids. The record is from RefSeq and is a predicted model, not a curated record.